Molecule: messenger RNA, 489 nt
Organism: Cokeromyces recurvatus
Lineage: Eukaryota; Fungi; Mucoromycota; Mucoromycetes; Mucorales; Mucoraceae
Exons: 1
Coding region: 172-447 (91 amino acids)
Source: RefSeq, a predicted model, not a curated record
UAUCAAGCUUUAUCCGUGAAGUCAUGUUCAAAACACAACUAUUUAUAAACUUUUUUUUUUAUUCUGCAACACCCAAGCAAGUUGACAAAUGACUUUUUUUGAUCAAAAUUUUUGGGUACACUAUUUCAAGAGUGAUUAGGGGCAGCUCAGAUGAUGUAGGGCCAAUUCUACAUGCUUACAAAGACACGAAAAAGGAAAGACCUGCAGAAACAGAAUCUAGAUGUGGUUCAACUUACAAGCUCUUUUGUUGAACUAUCCGCCACUAUAAAUGGUAGCUUGUUUGUUCCAGAAAAUAGAUUAAAGAAUUAUGGACAAUCUCUGUCAACUGCAUGUGAAACUGUCGCAACAACAUACAAUAACUACUAUGUUGAAAACUUUGAAAAUAUUAUAUGUAACUACUUUAUCUAUACAUUAAGGACAAAGUAUCCGGUAAUCAACGAGAGAUAAAAACAAACUCUUUAAUAUACAUGUUCAGUUUCUCAAAUUUUU